AUGCCAGCUUGGAUUGCAGAGCGACAGAGUGAUUACUAUGAUCUGGGCGAAGGUGCGAUGGCGGACGUGGAGGCACAGGUAGUGUUGGGGCCUGUCGCUGUGGGUAGCAGUGGCUGGACCAUGAUGGCGAUGCAGUCGUUGGGCGGAAACAGCUAUUUCCUCGACACGCUCGCCAUCCCCAGCUAUGUCGCGUGUGCAUCUGUACUCGCGCUGCUCUCUCAGUUUGCACUCCAAAAAGUCCGUACCAAACGCAAUGCUGAAAAACACAAUAGAGGCACGGAGACUGGCGACGAGGGAGUCGCGGCAGAAGUAGCAGAGACAACAGUCGCGGAUGCGCAGCCAGUCGACGCGACCAUCCGCAUCUUUAACUUUGUACGACUCACGGCAUGCCUCUCGCUGCUCGGAAUGACCAUCUUCACUGCAUACCUCGCUGCUUGGGGCGACGCGACAGACGUGCAGCCCACGGCCAUCUCCAACAGUGUUUGGUUGCAGAUCGCGCUUUGUGCAACAUACAUAUACUCUUCGCUCCUUGCGCUUCAUUCUGUACUCGCUCCGCCUUCGACGACAGGCACGACGACGCGCCAUCUCACGCUCAUCCUCGUGUCCACAUGGCUUGUCUACAUCUACCGUGACGUCUGGCCGCUCGCGACAGUCCUACUCACCCCCCUGGACGCGGCAGAGGGCAUGUUACUCUGGGCAAAAUUUUCCAUGCUUACGCUUACCGCUGUGCUCAUCCCUUUGUUCGUACCCCGGCGAUAUGUUCCCCUCGAUCCUAAUAACCCCUCCCUGACACCAGCUCCGGAGCAGACUGCGUCCAUAGCGUCGCUCUCGAUGUACUUCUUCCUCGACAAGACGGUACUGGAGGCAUAUCAGGUGGAACACCUGCCGUUGGAGCGGCUCCCGCCCCUAGGUGACUACGAUGGAGCGUCGAACCUCAUGAAGCGCAGCUUCCCGGAGCUGGAUCCGUUCCAGUCCAGCAAGAAAGGGAGGCACAUCCUUUGGGGAUUCCUCCGAGUCUUCCGCCUCGAUGUCAUCAUGAUGUGUAUCAUGCUAACUCUCCUCACGCUCGCACGCUUUGCCAGCCCGUUGGGCAUCCGGAACCUUCUCUGGUACCUCGAGUCCGAUGGCGCGGACGUAUUUGUCCGCCCCUGGCUGUGGAUUGCGUGGCUCUUCUUUGGCCCCGUACUCGGAACGGUCUUCGACUCGUGGUUCGCAUACAUCUGGACGCGGACGCUCGUCCGCAUGGAGGCGAUCCUCACGCAGCUCGUGUUUGACCACGCGCUCCGCAUGCGCGUCAAGGCUGACGCCGCCUCCGACUCCGAGACGAAAGAGAAGGAGCAGCCACAGGUCGGUGUCUCGCCCGACGCUGCGUCGGGCUCGGGCUCGGGGAGUUCCGAGCAGGACGAUGCCGCGUCCACAACUACCCUCACUGCAGAUAUAGAUGCGGGCUCGACGCAGGGAAAGCAAAAGGCGAAGGCGCCGUCUGAGGACGGGAAUGCGGCAUCCGCGCAGGGGCCUCCCGCAAAGGGAAAGAAGGAUGACAAGAGCGACGAGGGCAAAGAAGAAGAUAUGGGUAAGAAUGCCGUUGGGAAGGUCAACAACCUCAUCACGACGGAUGUCGGGGCGCUCAUGAUGGGGCAAGGCGUCUUCUAUUUUGCGGUUCAAAUACCGUUGCAGAUUGUGCUUUGUGUUUGGUUCCUGUACGACAUCCUUGGCGUAAGUGCGUUUGCGGGGCUCGUCGUCAUCAUCGCUACGCUACCUCUUCCCGGCGUCGUCGCGAACAAGUCUGGGUCUGUCCAGGAAGAGAAAAUGAAGAAGACCGAUGCGCGGGUGCAGAGCGUCACUGACUCCCUCGGCGUCAUCCGGAUGGUCAAGUUGUUUGGCUGGGAGUCGCGUCUCACACAACAGCUCACAGAGAAACGAGAAACAGAAUUGAAAUGGAUUAUGCGCACAAAACUGUGGGACAUCCUCAUCCAGAGUAUGAACCAUGUCAUUCCCCUCAUGACAAUGUUGAUUACUUUUGUGACUUACGUGAGUGAUUCGUCGACUUCCUUCGCGCAACCCGCGUUUGAAACUGAAACGUUUCCUGCAGCAUCCACUGUGUUCUCGUCAAUGGCAGUAUUUGAGAUGUUCAGCAUGCAGUUGGGUUUGAUCUUCGGUUUCCUGCCUGGUAUUGUGCGAGUGCGUGUUGCUCUGGAUCGCAUCAACGAGUUUAUGCACAAGACCGAGCUUCUCGACAACUUUGGCGAGGAGCCUGCAAUGAGGACUGAACUUACCCUACUCGUGCCCAAUAUGCAUGCCGACGCCAUCGGCUUCCGGAAUGCCUCCUUCACAUGGACAAAUGACCAAAUUGACAGCAACCCGUCGACUCCGGGAGCGUUGCGGAGGAACUUCAUCCUCCGCAUUGAAGAUGAGUUGCACUUCCAGCGCGGCAGUAUCAAUCUCAUAGUUGGUCCAACCGGGUCCGGCAAGACAUCACUGUUGAUGGCUUUGCUAGGAGAGAUGCAUUACAUCCCAGCUGGUCCAGAUUCGUUCUACAAUCUUCCGCGCUCGGGCGGCAUUGCAUAUGCCGCGCAGGAGUCGUGGGUACAGAAUGAAACCAUUAGAGACAACAUCCUCUUUGGUACUCCGUAUGACGAAGAGCGAUACCACAAAGUUAUCACUCAGUGUGGUCUGCAGCGAGACCUUGAUUUGUUUGAUGCAGGAGAUCAGACCGAGGUCGGAGAGAAGGGUAUAACUUUGAGUGGCGGUCAAAAGGCUCGAGUAACUCUUGCCCGCGCCGUGUACUCCACUGCGGAGAUCCUUUUACUUGACGAUGUCUUGGCUGCUCUCGAUGUUCACACGGCAAGGUGGAUUGUUGAAAAAUGCUUCAAGGGAGAUCUUAUCCAGGGCCGCACUGUUCUUUUAGUGACACAUAAUGUCACUAUUACCAAUCCCAUCUCCCAAUUUGUUGUCUCCCUCGCUGGGGGUCGAAUCUCUAGCCAGGGCUCCCUGCUGAGUGCCCUGGAGCAUGACCAGAAGCUUGCUGCAGAGGUCGCAGAAGAGCGCCAAGCGCUCGAGAAAGCUGAAAUGGAUAUCCAGGAAGAGAAGCAAGAAGAGGAGGCGAAGAAAAUCGUAGGGAAGCUUGUUGUGGCGGAGGAAAUUGCCGUAGGACACGUAGGCUGGCCGGCAAUGAGGUUUUAUCUCGCAAGUUGGGGAGGAAAGCACCGCAUCCUGUUCUGGACUGGCUGCUUGAGUCUUCUAGUCGUCACUGAGCUCGCGUAUAAUGCUCAGAUAUGGUAUCUUGGUUAUUGGGCGAAACAGUAUGAAAUAAAUGAUGCAUCACGAGUCAAUACCCUCUCGUACAUCGGGGUAUACGCGAUCGUCAUCCUUAUCUCUGCAUUGACUGACGUCGUAUUUGCUCUCGUCAAUGCCGUGGGUAUACAACGAGCAUCAAGAAAGAUUCAUAAGGAUUUAAUCACUUCCGUGCUUGGGACAACACUCAGAUGGCUCGAUAAAACCCCCGCAUCACGGAUAAUAACACGGUGCACUCAAGACAUGGAUUCGAUUGACACAACCGUUGGGCAAUUCACGGGCAUUCUCAUGAACAUGACGAUGUGCAUGCUGGUCAAACUCGUAGCCGUUGUCGCCAUGUCACCGAUCUUCGUUUUCCCGGGAACGUUCCUCGCUGCAGCCGGGACGUGGAUGGGUCAAGUAUACAUGAAGGCACAGCUAUCUGUCAAGCGUGAAAUAAGCAAUGCUCGUGCCCCAGUUCUCGGUCUUUUUGGUGCUGCUUUUACAGGUCUAAUCUCCAUUAGGGCCUACGGUGCGCAGGAUUUAUUUAGAAAGGAAUCUUUUAAGCGUAUCGAUAAGUACACGAGGGCCUCGAGAACAUUCAACAACCUAAAUCGAUGGAUAUCGGUUCGUAUCGACGUGCUUGGCGCAAUGUUUUCCACCAGUCUGGCAGCAUAUCUUGUCUACGGGGGCUCAUCUGCGUCAGAUACAGGUUUUACGUUGAACAUGGCAGUUGGUUUCAGCAAUUUGAUCCUUCAUGUUGUCAGGAUGUACAAUAUGCUUGAGGUUGCUGGUAACAGCCUUGAACGUGUAAAACAAUAUCUGGAAAUCGAGCAAGAACCCAAGCCGACCGAGCACGGCGUGCCUCCAGCAUAUUGGCCUGCCAGUGGAGGCCUCAGGGUUCAAAGCUUAUCUGCACGCUAUUCUCCUGAUGGCCCACGAGUUUUGGAAGACAUCUCCUUUGAAAUCAAGUCCGGGGAACGUGUCGGAAUCGUCGGACGUACUGGUAGCGGAAAAAGUUCUCUGACAUUGGCCCUUCUGCGAUGCAUCCUCACAGAAGGCAAAGUGUACUAUGACGGCAUCCCGACGGAUAGUAUCAACCUAGACGCGCUCAGGUCGCAUGUUACCAUCAUUCCCCAAGUGCCCGAGCUACUAAGUGGCACUUUACGCCAGAAUCUGGAUCCAUUCGAGCGAUAUGAUGACGUUAUACUGAACGACGCCCUUCGUUCAGCUGGCUUGUUUGCACUCCAGACGGACAUUGACGAAAAUAUAAUCACUCUUGAUACACACAUCUCCAGUGGUGGCAGCAACUUAUCGGUGGGACAGAGGCAGAUCUUGGCGCUUGCGAGAGCGAUUGUGCGACAGAGCAAGCUGCUGAUUCUGGACGAAGCAACGUCUGCGAUUGAUUAUGCAACAGACACCGUUAUUCAAGAAUCGCUGCGGAAAGAGUUAGACAAGGGUGUUACGGUGCUGACCAUUGCGCAUCGUCUACAGACGAUCAUGGAUGCUGACAAGAUUAUGGUGCUCGACGCAGGCCGCAUUGUUGAGUUUGGGAAACCUGAUAUACUGUUGAAGGACGAGAAGAGUCUGCUUCGUGCUCUUGUGGACGAAAGUGGCGACAGAGAAAAGCUGUAUGCCAUAGCAGGAAGCUGUAGAACAUUGAUUUGA
This is a messenger RNA of Fibroporia radiculosa, 4941 nucleotides long. RefSeq lists its product as uncharacterized. Lineage: Eukaryota; Fungi; Basidiomycota; Agaricomycetes; Polyporales; Fibroporiaceae. The record is from RefSeq and is a predicted model, not a curated record. Gene Ontology annotation, molecular function: ATP hydrolysis activity; ATP binding; ABC-type peptide transporter activity. Gene Ontology annotation, cellular component: fungal-type vacuole; membrane. Gene Ontology annotation, biological process: transmembrane transport. Bases 1 to 4941 code for a protein of 1646 amino acids. The transcript is spliced from 42 exons.